This is a messenger RNA of Strongylocentrotus purpuratus (purple sea urchin), 8345 nucleotides long. RefSeq names its product protein sidekick-2. The record is from RefSeq and is a predicted model, not a curated record. Bases 472 to 4854 code for a protein of 1460 amino acids. Lineage: Eukaryota; Metazoa; Echinodermata; Echinoidea; Camarodonta; Strongylocentrotidae. The transcript has 18 exons. Gene Ontology annotation, molecular function: protein binding.
AGCCGCUAUAGACAGGUUUGAUCUGUAUAACCCUAACCCUAAACCUACAUCUUUGAGGAAGCCAAGCCUGUCUGCAAUAUUCGCUGGAGCAUGUGUUGAAUCGCCAGCCUUCAGUCCAAGAAGGAAGUGGAGGGUAGGCGUAUCCCAAGCAUCUUUAAGGUCCACCAUCUGUCUCCUGGAUGAUCAUAGAACUGGAGCAAUCAGACAGGCACCCGCUGCGCUUAACGGUUGAGGCUCAGCUCACAUGCUUCUGACGGUCUGAUACCAUCAACGUGCAAUCUAGAGGUCACACCAAACAGGACUGUGACCCUUUAGGAGAGAGGUCAAAGUUCAUUGAGAAGGAAGGUGCUUCAAAGAUCAGAGAGAGUUAAAGAAGAAGAAGAAGAGAAUAGAGAGGGAAGAGAAGGAGGUGGAGGGGGACUGUUACAGGCCCUUCUGCGACUGAUGUUGGGAAGAUAGACAGAUUUCAAGAUGGCGCAUGUUUUUGGGAUCACCAUUAUCUGCUUGUGUGCCCUCUUCUCCGUCUCCAGUGCAAUCUCAGCGGAAAUCCUAGAAAGCAGUCCGGUUCUCUUGGUGGGUAGCAGCCAUACAAUCCACUGCAUGGUGGACAUCAGCGGAACCAACCUGACCGCAGCCGACGUCAUCUGGAUCAAAGGCUUCAGUGAAGUCGUCGACUACCAUCGCCACAGCGUGCUCAACGACACCGUGGCCCAGCUCCACAUCGACGAUGCCCAGUUCGAGGACAAGGGCUACUACUACUGUGCCUUCCCCGAGGAUCAGUUUCAUGAGUUCAUAUCAGCGGCAUCUAAUGUUCACGUGGGAUGGCCCCCGGAGCCAGUAAACAAUUUGAGUUGUCACUCUACCAACAUCGUUGACUACUGGUGCAAUUGGGAGGACGGCCGACCCACAAACCUUAAGACGGUCGACACCAUGUACUAUGAGGGUUACAGCCCCUUUGCCGAGAACCAUCCCAUCUUACCCUGUCAUCCGGAACGGGAAAACAACUUUUGCAAAGUUACCGACGGCUCCCAAACUGAAAUAUAUGUCGUCAGCUCAAACCCCCUUGGCAAUGCCACGGCGCGUUUGGGUCUAGAGUUUGACCCGCACAGUGAAGUUCGCCCGAAUGCCCCAGAGAAUGUUGUAGCACAGGUCAGCGUGCGACGGAAGAUUGCCAUGUCAUGGGAAAAGCCUGCUGACUGGGGUAGCACUGCUUACGGCUUGCGCUACUGGUUACAGUACCGCAAAGAGGAACAAGAAUGGCAGAAUGUCUCCCUGGAAAGCAUCAAAUCGGACACACAGUAUGUCCUGUCGGCGCUUGACCCUUACACCACCUACUUUGUGCAGGUCAGCUGUGCCUAUGAUGUCUUGGUAGAACAUUACCCUGGGAAUCCCUUUGGGACCUGGUCCGAGCCAAUUGAAGUGGUCACCAUGGCAGAAGAACCUGCUGCAACCAUGAGCACACUGAAAGUAAACACCGUCACACCUGAUGACCCUAUCUAUACCAGAAAUAUCCUACUAGAAUGGGAGGCGCUACCUGAGAUUGAAUACAGAGGCCCAAACUUUGGCUACAACAUAUCAGUGCACGAUGAGGAUGACAGAGUAGUCCAAAACAUGGUGACCACCAAUGAUGUAAUACAUAUCGAAGGUCUUGAUAAGUUUGUGAGGUUAACCGUGUAUGUGACUCCUUACAACGAUGUCGGCCCGGGGGUCAACAGGGGUCAAACGACCCUUCGAGAUGAAACAGCAGCUCCUCGCCAACCAGACAACAUGAGGGUAGUGACGAGACGGGCCGAUUCACUCCAAGUCGCGUGGGAUCCUCCAAGCGAAAUCACAGGCCACAUCCUAAGAUACCAGCUGGAGUGGUUCCAAGAUGAUACUGAAGGCCGUAUUGGACUGGGGAGUGCAGAAGUCUCUCCGACAGAAUUCAGCCAUGAGAUAACAGAUCUCGAGGCUUAUACAUCAUACCGCGUAUCAGUCAAGACUGUUAACAAACUUGGGGAUAGUCCCGAAGACAGUAUCCGUGUCAAGACAGCCCAAUCGGGUCCAUCUGGUUCACCCCGGUCUCUACAGGUCAGUCCGGUAGGGACCCACCCUGAUCAGCUGCUGGUCGUAUGGGAGGAGGUGCUGGCCGACCAACGGAACGGAGAGAUUCUAUUCUACACCAUCUUCUACUGCCCUCUAGACCCUGCUCAGGAACAGGAUUCUCCCAUUACCGUUUCUCUGGCUACAGACUCCCAUUGCGCUGAUGGAACACAGCAGGCACUCAAUGUUACGGGGAAUCCCCUUCCACUCAGAGAAACCCUGAUGGACCUGAAGCCCUUUACAGAGUAUGUGGUGAGGAUCGCUGCGUCCACCUCUGCAGGCCAGGGACCUAUCUCAAGCCUCAAGAAGGCAGAGACCGUUCAAGGACAGCCAAGCGAGCCUCGUAACCUUGUUCGGACCUUCUCAAAUGACAGCACGAUCCAACUAGUCUGGGAAGCACCAGAGCAGAUGAACGGAGUCUUCAAGAACUACGUCAUCGAAUACAACAGUGAGGAACAGAUCUCCGAUGUCGAGUCGGCCACCCUGGAGGUGAAUGGAUACUUGCAUUACACCAUUCGAGUUCGUGCAUGCAGCCAAGCUGUUCCCGAUCUUGCCUGCGGUCAGGCUGCUGUUACAUACGUCACGACAGAUAUUGGUGCUCCUUUAAUGGUGACCGAUGUUGAGAUUUAUCUGGAAGCACAAGACACCGUGAAGCUAACGUGGGGGAGACCCGCUGUACCCAACGGCCCUAUCGACUACUACAUGGUGCGCUACCGACCCGCAGACAGCGAGCUCGAAUGGCAGGAGACCCUACCAGUCCAGAUGACCUCCACUGAUGUGCCUAUUGACUGCGACCUGGUGGAUGGAGCAACCUUUUUCAACUUUGAGGUGUUUGCAGUGAACGAGGUUGAUAGUAUCCCCUUGGCUGGAAUGAUGUCUCUUGCUCACCCUUUUGAAGUCUGUAAUUUGCAUGAAGUGCCUGUAGUCACCAUUGUACUAGCCAUUCUUCUGCCAAGUUUUGUUGUGAUCGCUGCCUUCUGUUUCUUGAUCUGGGUGAAGCAGUCAGACCUCUUCAAGCCAGCUCCUGAUCCAUACUUCAUUGAAGCAGUACUCGAUCACGGUCAGGAUAAGUUCCCUAUGCACGGUCGUCUUCUGCGUACCGAGGGGGAGAAGUUUGACACUGUUCGACAGGCCAGUUCCACCACCAAUCUUCUGCAGCCUCCUUAUGACCGAUUGUCCUCCAAAGAGAGUACCAGUACAAACAGCAGCACUGACCAAGGGAUCCAUGACAUGAAUGGGUUCACUGAUGAGCUGCGUUAUGUUCGAGAGAACACGGGCAGCCGCAGUAACAGUGAGAGCGAUGAGGAGCGGGCUUCUGGACCUGCCAAGCAUAUGAUGCGCAUCAUGAGCGAUGACUAUGAAGAGGAGGAUACUGUCUUUGGGGCUGACUCUGAUGGCUCAGUGACGUAUUCCCGCAUCGCUGAGGCUGAUGGUGCGGAUUGCUCCACCCCUAUGUUAUCCAAAGAAUCAGCACAGUAUGUGAGUGACGGAAGUGAAGGAUAUUCCCAGCUGUCGCAGGUCCCUCUGCAGGCGAGUGCCACACCACCAGUGCCAAUCAGAGGUCUUGCUGACCAGAGGAGUGAGGCUUCAUUUGGCAGUCAGUCAACGGUCAGCUAUCAUCGACUUGGAAUGAGUGGACUGACUCCAAUCACCAGCGUAGAAACACUGCCAUCAGAAGACCCUUUGGCGUAUGCCCGUUUGUCUCAAGGUUCUGAGACGGACAUUGAAUACUCUCAGUUGGCAGCUGCCUCUAGUAACCAAUCCCUGACAGAAGCUAGAGGUGUGAGGGCACCAGCCCAGACUGAACAGAGGGAAGAUAGCAACACCCAGGAAAGCAAAGGGGUGGCAAUGAGUUUGCCAAGUGUUUCAGCAGCUGGUUGCAUCCAACCUCCCCAGGAGUUCAUCGUAGCCACAGCCCUCUCACCUGGAAACCAUCCUCACCCGGUCUCCAAGACAGAUUUAUCAGGAUACGUCACCUCGCCUCCAGCUACAAAACCACCCCCGCCUGUCAAGCACAUGAGCCCCGACAUGCCUAAGAAAGACCUGAAAGGCAGUCGCAAGAAUCUGGCAGACUCCAAGUCGCAGAGUGGGAGUGAUUCGUCUUUGACUGAUGGAGAAGGUUACAGCACCCUCGGCUUAGCAGACUCGCCUUCAAGCUCUGCCCCACAUCACCAGCCGCAGAAGGUGGAUGCGCCUUGCACAAAGCCAUCCAUCUCGACCCCAGAGCCACAUAUGCCAGUGGAUACUGGGUAUGUCCCCAAGGAUAUGGUCGUUUCACAAGCACCUCCAGUCGCUCCACAAGCUCAAGCAGUUCCUCAACAGAAUACACCCGUCAAGAACCCAUCAGGCUACAUCACAGAAUCAGAGUUACAAUCUCUCCCUCAAAAUCAACCAAGUUUAGCGGAUCCGAAAAGCGAUAGCAUAAAUGGUUUGCCAGCGAGCAUACCAAGCCCUAUCAAGCACAUACCCAACGGACUCCCCAAUGUGAGAGAAAACGGGUAUGUUUCUAAGCAUGAUAUGCUGCCACCACAAAAAACUGCCGGUCAAACGAUGACCAACCAUAAUACAGCCAAUCCAUAUAUCACGCCUGAACAAAUGGCGCAAAUUCCGCCCAGCACCCCGUCGCCGCCACCUUCGCCGCCGCUCAACAACAAUCACCCGUUGCCGCCUGGCAAGGAAUUCCGUCCCGACGACCCCUACGUGGGAAUCGGGACAGACCGUAAUAUAGCUGCACUGCCUGCUAAUCAUUCAAGUGAUUUCGCUGUAUGUUAGUUGCUGCAUGUUUGACUUUGUAUAGUGUGUAUCAUGAUGAUAUUCAAUUUAAACUGUGUUCACCUCUGUGUAUAACUGAAUGAUACCAUGAAAAGGAUUCAUGCCUGAGGAAAGUCUUAGCGAUGGAAAAGGAAUGAAGGAUCAAUUGCUGUUUGUUUGGUGUUAUCUACCUCUCUUCAAAGAAUUUUUUUCUUGAUAUUUUUAUUUCUGAUUCAAUGUUUUAUUUUGGACGAUGGAACAGUUGGCCUUAGAUGUUCGGUCCUUAAAUCACUUCCAGUGUGAUUAAACAAUAUAACAUCAAGUUGCUUUGCAGGGCAGAAGGACGAUGAUCUGUGAGCGCUGGACAACAUUAUCAGUGAUGUCCUCUAAAGCAUGUGACUGCCAUUUGAAGGACAGUAAUGAUCAGCAUUAGAAAAGAUGAUUUAAAGAUAGGCAAUGGUGUUGUGCAUUGAAUCGUGAGCGUGAACAAAAUGAAGCAAACACUUUGGGCAAUGUAAGCAAUUUGUGGUCACAUUUUUAUGAACAGGUACAACCACAGGUAGUUAGCUGCACAUGUGGGUGUGUGCCCUCCAAGAAUCAAAGGACAGUUUCUAUGGGUGCACUUAUUAAGAGAGGUAUGUCAAUAGACAAGAUGUGCUGGCUGAGUUGGACGUAGUCUUUUGGGGAAUGCAGUGACAGUAAGGUUUCUUUGACUAAAUACCCCUCGACUCACAGAGGACAAUCUAUCGUGCAAAACAAGCUCUUUUCUCCCCUUCUUCAGUGAAUUCAUUCUUGUCAGUAUGUAACAACGUUACCAGUAAACAAGGGCCAAAUUAUCAAGACUCGUCUUAGAAUCCCUUACAGCUCAGAGACCUCUCUUUGUUGCCAAAUGUGAAACGGAAGCUUGCGGAGUGGGAAAAACGAGGGCUAGACGCUCCGGGAUUUCUUGGUAUGUAAAUAUUGUGUAGUUAAUAAAAAAAAACAUGGAGAUGUCUUCACUUUCCAGCUCAUGAAAUGGGCUCUAUUUUUAUGAUUUGUUUUCUCGACCUUAAAUGGCAAAAAGACGUCGAGUGACGUUUGAUGUGUGUGUGUAUUUUUCAAACCUUAAAAUAUUAUGAUACUUUCAACAUGUUGUCAUGAUCAACCGCAGUUCAUAUUGUAGUUUUAAAGUUUGAUUUUGGUAUUCACCCAUGAAUUGUUAUCAAACAAAUUGCUAUCAGUGGAACUACACAGUUGCACUUAUCACCAUAUAACAUAAGCACGUUCAUCCAUUCCCUUUUUUCAAAAACAGAGGAAACAAAUGGAGAUUAUCUUGUGAUAUUGACAAGAUUGGUGCAGAAGCUAUUUUCCUGAUAAAUGAUUUCUACAAAAUGCAUACAAUUCAAAUAGCUGUUUCCGUAUGUGGAGCUCACACAGAUGUUUAUCACAAUUUAAUGUUUUUACAAGGAGUCAGGUUACCAUGUUUUCCUCAUGCAUAAUAUAAAGCAAAAGAAAUGUUCAACUCCAAUGUUCACCCCUUCACACAAAUUGGUAUUGUAUACUUGUAUCAUUAGUAAUUAUUUUGCAGUUCCCUCAGCUAUGGAAGAUAAAAGGAAGACUUUAUCAUGAUGGCCUUCUAAUCUCAGUAUUUAUGACUGAUCAAAACUUGCGUAUGAUGUACCAUUACACAUGGUUUUAACCCUUCACCUAAAUUGUACUAUUUCACUUUCGAAAAAUAGAUAUUGCAAAAUCUGUUUAAAAGGGUUUUGGGAGCAAGAGUGUAUGGAUAGCGACAAUGUCAUUAAAAUCCUUUAAUAUUACCCAUCGGUGAAACUAUUGAUGUAUUGAUGAAGAAUUACAUGUAUGAAGGCCAGCAGUCGCCACCAUCAAACUACCUGAUAUUUUUUUAUGUGAAACAAAUUUUUAUCAGGUUUGAAAACAAAUCAGCAUUGCAUGCAUGAGAAUGUAGCUCUUUAUCUUGUAAAUAAAUGUACAGUGACUAGUUUUUUAUGUCGUUUUUGCAAGCGUGUGUACAAAUGCGAGUACGCCAUGAAAUUUGUGUAGGAAACAGUGCAAACAGUAGUUCAUAUAUGCUUUUUUUAGUGCUCUUUACCUUAUUUAUGUUGCACGUUAUUAUUUGUCAUUGUUUAAAGGACACAAGUUGUUUGUGAAUGGUCAUGUUAUAUCAGUUAUCAGCCAUGUCUAGUUAACGUCACAAUUGUGUUUUAAUGCUCGUAUGAAAAUCUUAGGGAUCUGUUUUUGAAAAUGUUUAUUUGUGAAUUUUUGAGAAACCAUUAACAGUAUUAUUGGUUGAAUGAUUUUAAAUGUGUCAACUUUUCAUGAAGAAUUAAGUGGAUUUAAUUCUCAAGUUUUAAUCAUGUCGAUGGCAUCAAACAUCUAAUCUUUCUUUUACAUUUACAUGUGUCCUCUUUAAUACCGUUCUUAUAUUUUGGGGAUUUCACUCUGUAAAAAGCAGCCAAAGGAUUGUUUAAUGACAAUGACCUUUCAAUACGUAAAUUGCUGUUGUUUGUCUUCUCUACUAUCGGUAUCAACCUGACUUUUAUUUUCUAUUUAGUAUCUAAUUAUUCCUUGCAAUAGGGUUGUCAGUUUUUAAGCUAUGUGUGCUCAAAUAUGGAGAGGUUGGAAAAAGAGAGAUUUUUACUUCUCAAUCUUUUGAAUUGUUUUUGGAUGGGCCAGUGAAGGAAUAUUGGUGUAAACAAGACAACAGUGUUACUCUACAUCCUGAAUAGGGUUGUUGCAAGGGUGUUUCACACCACUCUUAAACUUUGGGAGAUGAAGCAUGUUGCAGUUCACCAUACACAUGCUGAUCUUUGCUUCUUUUUUUAAAUUGAUGAAUUUUUAUCCCCCAACGCCUGAAUGAAAUGCUUGAGAUUUUUAAUAAAGACUGAGAAAAUAUGAAAGGAAUCUUUAAUUUGUUUGCAUCGCAACAAUGUUUAUAGAUCUGUAAGGCCUGUGAUUUUGAUAUCAAUAGAUAAAACCUGUCUAUAAAGGCCGCACAUCGGAAAUACAUGCAGUCACUUGGUAUAAUGGCAUGUGAGAUGGGCUGUGUGGAUGAAAGGUACUACCGGUAUUUCUGAAAAAAUUGCCUGUUUAAUGGAAAGAAACACCUUUACUUCAAAUUAUCUUAUUGAUUAUGCAUUGGUUACAAACGAUUUGGUUCACAAUAAUUGAGUUCUACCCACUGUACUUGUACUUAAGUCCAUUGUGGACACUAUUCAUGUAUCUACAAGCCCCGUUCACACAGGCAGGCCACAAUAAUCUCUCUUCUUAAAAGGGCAGCACUAAAACAGAAUGACGUAAUUAAAGAUAAAGUUGAGUUCUGGUCAUGUAAUUGCAUUGUGAAAGAAACGGUGUGGAAUCUAUCAGAAAAGGUGGAUCAUCUAGUAUAUAAGUAUUCGUGUGUAGUGCAAGGUUCGGGAAUCAUCAAAAUGAUAAGAAAUUUGACCAAAUCUUUGCAAAGUUGCAGGCACUGGACACAUAAUGAUGUAUAUGGGACUACUCGAGCACAUGGC